Daktulosphaira vitifoliae (grape phylloxera) is the source of this 3797-nucleotide messenger RNA. RefSeq lists its product as uncharacterized. Gene Ontology annotation, biological process: negative regulation of transforming growth factor beta receptor signaling pathway. The transcript is spliced from 7 exons. Gene Ontology annotation, cellular component: early endosome membrane; Golgi membrane. Lineage: Eukaryota; Metazoa; Arthropoda; Insecta; Hemiptera; Phylloxeridae. The record is from RefSeq and is a predicted model, not a curated record. Gene Ontology annotation, molecular function: R-SMAD binding. Bases 443 to 1687 code for a protein of 414 amino acids.
GAGUAGUGGUGCAGUAGUAGUGCCACUUCUGCAGCAAAGCACGCGCCGCCUCCGAUUAACAACCAAACACACGAGAUUUUACACAUACACAGACAAUUUGCACACGUAUAACACUCUGAUAAAUACGCCGCUUACGUUUGUAAUUAAACUUAUAAGUUGAGUACCGACAACUCGUGGCACAUUUACCGGGACACUAUGAGACGAUCCGCUGCCGUUUUCGUUGUCUCCACGUCUAGUAUCGGAUUUGUCGGUUUCCCUUUGUAAAGUCUCUCGCGCCGUGAAAACCAAACAGACCUAUCUAGCCGUUUCUAUCAUUGUAAUAUAUAUAUAAUACCGUUAUCGAUUGGCCGCGUUGCAAGCGACAGCUUUAUAGAGAGUUGUUGGCGGCAUAAUGAUAAGAGUUCGAAAAAAGUACGGUCGAGCCGCCGAGUGCGGCUAAUCGAUGCGCCUAAGUGGCAUUUACUUGUUCAUCUACGGUGAAGACGUCUACCAAACUAUCAAAUUCAACAGCGUUCACAAGGAGAUCAAUCAUAAUAGUAAUAACUUUUAUCACCACCUCACCGGCGGCGGCGGCAAUAUUUUUCGUUGGUCGUUGUACGUCGUCGCGACCGACACUGCAAGUACAACCACGGCCACCGACUGUGGCUGCGGUGGUUACUUGCCGGCGAUCUGUCGUGUGGCCGCCGUGAUCACGUCGCUGUCACUCAUGCGCUCCCGUGUGGCCGCGUUAACCGAAGUUAACGCAACCGUCGGCCUCGUCCAACACACUGUGGCCGCCGGACAUGGAGUUGUCCGCGAAGACGUGGUCGCGGCCGUUGUCGUCGCAGUAGCUAACGCGACCAACUCGCUACGUCCACUGUCGUCUCCUCCACCGCCUCGUCACCGUCACCAACAGACUCCGUUACCUGUCAUCAACCAAACAACUGCUGCUACCGGCAACAACCGGGUCGACAAUCAAGCACAGUCUCUUGGAACGGUGAUGGUACUUAUGGUGGUGACGGUGGCCGUACUGGGUACUGUCGGGCUGCUCACCUGCGUGCUGCAUCAUUACAAUCAACAAUACAAUCCUGCCGUACAUUGUCUGUCGUCCGGGCCGCACCAGAGGCUUUCGACGCCACUGCCGCCGCCGCCGCCGUCUCCGCAGCUGACGUCAACGACGGCGUCCACGUCGUCGACGCCACCGACUUUCGGCACAACUUCCUCGCAAGCCAUGUUGACAAUGCGAAGCAACAACGGAUUGACCCGUGAACACAACCGGCAAGUCCGGUUGCACUCUGUCCGGACCGACUUGGAGUUGGACUUACCACCUCAGAUCCAUUUACCGGAUGGAGAAGAGUACCCAUACGGAAGUAUGGCCAAGAUACAUCUCCGAAACUCCGAACAGGAACGGGAGAUCUACCAAAAAUGCAUUAGAGGACCUCCUAAUAGGACGAUAUGGCCAUCGGCUCCCGAGUGCGGCAGCAAGUUAUCUCAUCCCCAUCGGUCCAGUUCGGCAACUGGUCUGACGUCUUUGUCAGGUUCUUCCUCCGAAAUAGAUUCGGUAUUACGAUGUAACAGCACGAAUUCCAGGUGUUUAUCGAAAACGACUUCGGGAUUUCCUCCGGUUGUGGACGAUAUCCAAAGCCUAUCCAGUCUGACCAUGGUGCCGUGUCUGAGCCACGUAGAUAAACAGACACUGAGCCAAUAGUAGACGACUGUUUUUUUACUUGGUCUAUGUCGCGUGUAAAGAACUGAAUAAAUAAAGAAUUGCUCUUGAUGAAAACGACGAGUGAUCUUCUCCUCGAUGCCAAUCAAUCUCCGGAGGUGGUGCUGUACGAUAUUAUUACCAGAACACUUAAUAACAAGCAAUGUCAUCGUGCACAUUUCGUUUGCCCGUUUGUAAAACUACCUAAAAAACUAUCAAACGUACGUUUGCGCGUACGCUUUUUGUUGAGCUUAUCAACAGUUUAUAUGUAAAUUUCUCCACGUGCUGGCGGGCGCGAUCAUCGGCAUAAAACUCACGCGCGCGAAUGAUAUCAUUUAUCUAAUAAUUAUAUUAUAAAAUAUGUUUACUUUGGUCAUACACGUAUUUAUGUGAUAAAAACCAUAUUAUUUAUUAUAAUGCAAUAUAGACACAUUAUUUGUCACUUGUAAUAACUGAAUUUUCAUAUUAUAUUGUAAUAAUAUUAUAUUAUACAUAAUAUAGUGAUAUAGCUAAUUCAAUUUAAUAUUGUUUCUCUUUUAUUUUUAUUGUAAUUGUUCGCAUACGAUUAGGAUUAUAUAAUUACAUUUUGUUUUUUCUAUUCAUGUUUAUAAUGAUAAUAAUAAUAAUAAUAAUAAUAAUGAUAUUAGUGAUAGUAAGUAAAAUAUUUUGUUAUGGUGUACGUCAUUGCGGUGUCGAUCACCGCACGAUGACAACGCAAAGAUAAGGCUGUGGCUUUUUUCGGUCGUUUUUAAUAUUAAUUUUGGAUAAAUAUUUAUAUUGACACUACAGCAGAUUUUCUUACAUAUCCAUUGCAGCGUAAAAAACAACAACUUAGCAGUAUAAUGUUAUAUUAAUUAAUUUUAUGACGACAAAUAUUUGUUCCAUUUCAACUUAAUGUUGUCAUCGUAUGCGAUGUAAGGGUUUUACUGUAGUGUUGUGUAUAAAUGAUUAAUUAUUGACUUUGUUUGGACAAUGACCGAAUAUUGCUGACUUAUAAUUUUUACUAUUGCAAAUUAUGUUUAUAUUUAUUAUUAUAAUAUUCUAAAUGAAAUAGUUUCUAGUCAUUCGUUAAUAUUCUAUUUAGCAAAUUGUUUUGUUUUAUCUGUUCACCGAAUAUCCACGUGAAACAGAUUUUUACUACGACUUGCGAUCAAUAAACACUCGUACAUCGUCAUUCAUGUUAUUAUUGCAUUAUUAGUAGGGUUAAGGUAACUUUUUUCAUCGGUUGUUCUAGAGUUUCCAUCAUAUGUUUUGUUAUACACAUUAUAUGUUAAUAAAAUAUUAAAUUAAAAAUACUUAUAAUGGAAUAAGAAAUUUUAAUGUUUGCGUUCUACUUAGUAGUUUGACCUAAACGCUGCACAUGAAUAUUAUCGGUCAGGGUAUAAAGUUAAGUAGGCAAAUGAGAGGGUAAAAAGGAAGUGUUAUGAAUAGAAUAAUUUGUUGAUAGAAGACAAAACAACCAACGUUUUUUCAAACUUAAUAAUAAUAUUUAAAAAAGUAGAUAAUAUACCAUGUAACUAGUUAAUAGAAGGAAACAGUUUUUUUAUAAUUCGUUAGUUAAACAAAAUCAAUAGUAAUAACAAAAUAUAUAAUACAAAUAUUAUAUGUAUUUUUUUUUACAUCGCGAUAACUUAUUAAUAAUAAAUUUUGUCCCGUUUAAUUUUGUAAAAAAUAAGUCUCUCUUUGGUUUUUCUUUUGUACAACAAAAUGUGUAAACCUUAUAUAUCUUUAGUCAUAUUAAUAAUAAUUUAAAUCUACAUUUUAUUAUCAUUAUUACCAAAAAAAACUUUUUAGAAUUUUUUGUAUGUAAUUAAUUAAUUUGUUAUGCUUAAAUGUACAACAAAGCAUUUUUACUUCAUUAAGUGUAAAUACAUUAAAAAAAAACUAUUCAUUAUGUAUAUUAUAAUUUAUGUACGUGUAUAAAAAUCGAUGGCAAGUAUGCAGUGAUAUGUGGGUAGGGACCCAAAUUUUAUUUUAUGUAAUUAUAAUUAUAAUUAUUGUUAUCUUGAAGCGAAUUUCUCGCUGAAAAUCUAAAAAAAUAAACAAUAAUAAAAAGAAAACAAUAUAAAAACAUUUUAUUAGCUAAUUAAAAAUAUAUUUCUGUAUUGUCAAA